AGAAAUUUCUAUUUGAUCCAGAAACAGAAACAGAAAAUCAAAUACAAAAUGGACGACAAUCUGGAAGGGGAGUUGGAAAUUACCGCCGAUGGCGUACAAAGGAAGCGGCCUUAUGUCAAGAAGUUCGAGAGGCCAGAUUCCGACGAGGACGUCCAGGAUGUGACGAAACUAUUCAAUGUGCAGGAGGCGUGGCGUACGCUGCUCUCACUGCCCACCUGCCAGAAGGUGAUGGUCACCGAGCCAGUGCAGAAGAAGCUGAAAAUUCAGGUCGGCGUGAAUGUUACCCAGGAGUUUCCGUGGAAGCAGGUCAAAUUUAAGGAGCUGCGCGAUAUGCUCUUUGAGAACCUGGAGAAUACAACGGAGUUGUUUAAAAUCUUCAAGGGCUUCAAUCCGGAGCAUUUCAUUCUGAUUGGCUACUGUCCCACACUAACCGAGGGCGAAGAGGAACCAGCCGAGGGCGAUCCUUUCAUCUUCUAUGUGAACAGCAAGGACACAAGGAUGGCCAUGGGGCUCAUCCAAAACAUGGAAGCCUUCGAGCGUUGGCGCAUGCAGCGACGUCUACGAAAGAAGCCCCGUCGCUGGGUCAGCCAGGGCACCGAGGAUGAGAUGAGCAUCAUCGUCGAGCGCUUUAGCGACCAGCCCGUCGAUGUGGAGAUCCAGAGCGUUUAUCCCAUACAACAGCCCCGUCACAUUGCCUUCUCAUAUCGCAUGACGCGCGAUGUGCGCGACGGAGUUGUCGAGCUGCUGCCCAAGGAGGAUAUCAAAUACGACAACGUCGUCAAGCGACGCAUAGCCGUGGCCGUCCAGGUGGCGCCAGCGUGCGUAAACAUUGAGCAGCAAACCAAUCCGACGUUUCCUUCCAACGCCUGGUCGCAAUACCUCUACGAAAUCGAUGACAAUGAUCUGGAGCUGGAUGAGUCGGAAGUCGAGGAGGAGGAAGGCGUCCAAGGCCGGCCAGGCACGGCGGAGCCAAAGCCCAAAGUAAUCCCACAGAUGUCUAGCCAAAUGGAACUGCUCCUAGCCACACUCGACUUCAAUCAGAUCGACUGCUAUCGCUACGACUAUCAGAUGAUCACGAACCGGCAAGUGGUGCACUAUACCAAUCCGUUCUUGGAGGAGUUCAUCUGCUUCGCCAACAUCUCGAAGAGCGACAAGCGAUUUGUGGCCAGCUGUGAUUGGUAUCCGAAGUUGUCCGGCCUAGUUGCUGUCUCGUACGCGUUCAGCACUCCGGUGACAGUUGACCUGGCAACCCAUCAGACGAACUUUGUGCAGCGCGCCGUGCUGGAGCCGAAUCCCGUGUUGCUCUGGAGCUUUGCCGACAAUCUCAACUAUAAGCUGGAGUUUGAGGCACCGUUCGAAAUCACCAAGCUCUCGUUCUGUCCCUUUAAUGGCGACAUCUUGUUGGGCGGCUGUCAGAAUGGACAGGUCGUGCUCUGGGAUCUGCAAGGGCGCUGCGACCACCUGGAGGAGGAGGAGUAUCUAACGCCCGCCCAGGCCAAGUAUCGCACGAUGAUUGGUGAAUAUCUCAACUGGACGCUGGACAUACACGAGGAUGUGGUGGUGGCACCGGCCACAAUUUCGCCACUGGAGCACUCACCCACAGGCGCCAUCACUGGCAUCUACUGGCUGAGCAGGCAUUUCUAUUUGAACAACUUUGGCAAGGUGUUCAACGAUAUGGAUAAGCGCAGUAAUCACAACUUCUUUAUCACUUGCUCCUUCGAUGGAACGGUUAGCUUUUGGAAUCUGGACGGCGAGAGCUCCAAGAAGGAGAAGGAGGCCCAACAACGUAAUAAGAAUCUGCCCAAGGAGCUGACACAGAAUGAAUCGCCCCUCAGGUCCAAGACAAUCAAGCCCACCUAUAGCAUCAGCUACAACGAGCCACUUACUGGUAUUAUAGCAGACACUUCGGUCUUCUCCAUUAAUACGCCGUCACCGAAGUUCAUCUACAGCUCUCCAAACAACUAUCCCAUUUCGAUGGUGGCCAAGAAUCCCCCCGAGCUGCGCCAAUCCCUCAUCCUGUCCACCUACUAUGGUCAUAUAAUACGCGUGGAGUGGCAGGGCAUGUACAGCGAGGCUGGUUCCAAGGAGCAGGUGAAUGCCUCCAUUAAUUUUGCAAUGGUGCACGAUGGACCCGUCGUGGCCAUGAGCAAGAAUCCCUUCUAUCCGGAGCUAUUUGCUUCGAUAGGACGCACGGUGUUUGCCUUGUGGAAGGAGGACUAUCAUGAUUCGCCCAUUAUAUGGCGUAAGCGUCCUUGUGAUCUGACCUCUGUAGCAUGGAGUGAGACGCGUCCAGCUGUUCUGUACAUUACACGAAUUGAUGGUAUUUUAGAAGCUUGGGAUAUAUUGGCUCGGGAUGAUGACGCCGUUCUCAGUGAGGUCCUAGGUGGUGGCAUCAUCACAGCCGUCACGGAGCAUCGGCCUUUGCUACCCAACAAGAUUCUAGGCAUAGGCGACUACAAUAGCAGCAUACGCAUGGUCAAGCUGCCUCACAGCUUCGAUACGCCGCUGGACAAUGAAUUAGAAAAACUGAUGAAAUAUGUGCUAAGGCAAAUCACGCGCAAAAUGAACAUUCGAGCCUGGGAGCAGAAGUAUUACGAAUUGAACAAGGACAUCAUCGAGGCAAAGCGCGAGGCCGAGGAGGAGGCGCGCAAGGAAAUGGAAAAACAGGAGCGCGAAAUGUUGAAUCCACGUAAACGCAAUUCCGAAGGGGAUGAGGAACAAGUCAAGGUCAAGAGUGGGGCUACCUAUAGCGAGCGCAUGGCUAAAAAGUUUGAUGAACUGAAUUUGAAUCGUAUGAUGACCAUUCUAAUGUCUCGCAAGCAAAUGGAUCCCGAGAAGCUGGCACGUGAGACGGCCUUGGAGAAGGAGCGUCUCAGCUACGAGACGGCCAAAAAGGAGUCCCAUGCCAAGCUGUUGCAGACCGUCGAGGACGAUGUGGCCACCAUUCGCUCUCGCAUCCUGCCUGCCGAGGUGCAGGAUAUGCAGCGCAGCGAGAUGAUAGCGGAGCGUGUUAAAAACGAGAUGGGCCUUGCCGCGUCCUACGAGACCGUCAGCGCGCACGCAUUCAAGAAGCUCAAAAAGUUCCCAGAGCUGAAGUCCAUUGACUACAUUGAGCUGCUCGAGCGUGGGCUGCAUCGGCGCCAGCUGUUGGAUCAAUCACUCGGAGGAAAUACCGAACGUCUGCUCUGGUACAAAGAGAAGUUGCAGAAUGGAGAGAUUUCCCAAUGCGAUUUUGGAGUGGAUCUGCUCUACAACAACCGUAAACUGACUCCGAAACCCAAAGUGCAACCUGUGAUAGAAGUCGACGCACCACCACCACCUGAGGUUACCAAUGUAACAGAGGCACAACCAGAAGAAUAAGAUUAAGUGUAUUUUGUUUCAAUA
Drosophila hydei is the source of this 3384-nucleotide messenger RNA. RefSeq names its product WD repeat-containing protein 63 (gene mmm). Gene Ontology annotation, cellular component: inner dynein arm. NCBI's taxonomy places the organism in Eukaryota, Metazoa, Arthropoda, Insecta, Diptera, Drosophilidae. The record is from RefSeq and is a predicted model, not a curated record. Gene Ontology annotation, molecular function: dynein light chain binding; dynein heavy chain binding. The transcript is spliced from 7 exons. Bases 49 to 3360 code for a protein of 1103 amino acids. Gene Ontology annotation, biological process: inner dynein arm assembly; cilium movement involved in cell motility.